Messenger RNA from Hippopotamus amphibius kiboko, 1629 nucleotides. It is a transcript of the gene SPINT2, whose product is annotated as serine peptidase inhibitor, Kunitz type 2. Gene Ontology annotation, molecular function: serine-type endopeptidase inhibitor activity. The record is from RefSeq and is a predicted model, not a curated record. NCBI's taxonomy places the organism in Eukaryota, Metazoa, Chordata, Mammalia, Artiodactyla, Hippopotamidae. The transcript is spliced from 7 exons. The coding region runs from base 381 to 1133 and encodes 250 amino acids.
GCGCCCCGCCCCCUCCCUGGCCAUCCACCUUCGGCAGCUGCUUCGAGGCGGCCGCCAUUACCGCUGGCGCCCACCGAGCGUCUAGGGGUGUGGCGGGGUUCUGAAGGGUAGGGGGAGUCCGGGGAGAGCGAGGAGCGGACUGAAUCAUCGUGGGCGCAGGAAGCAGAGUGUCCGCACACCGAAGGACCGAGAAAGGGGCUUUCCGGAGACUUCCUCUGUGACGAGGGCAGGCGCGCACCGCGCGGACCCUCUGCGAGCGCCCACACCUGAACGCGACGCUCUCCAGUGCGCGUGCGCGGCAAGGGUCUUCCGCCCGUGAUCGCGAGACCCCAACGGCCGGCGGCUCAAGGCCUCGUCUGUGCGGCCGGGUGGAGUCCGUCAUGGCGCAGCUGUGUGGGCCAAGGAGGUGCUGGGCGCUCCUCGCCAUGCUGGCAUCGCUGCUCCUCUCCGGGGCUGAGGCGGCCGACGGAGAAGGUGGCGUCCACGAUUUUUGCCAAGUUUUGAAGAAAGUGGGAAGAUGCCGGGCCUCCUUCCCUAGGUGGUGGUACAAUGUCACUGACGGAUCCUGCCAGCAGUUUGUGUAUGGAGGCUGUGGAGGGAAUGAAAAUAAUUACAUGACCAAGGAGGAGUGUCUUGCAAAGUGUGCUGGUGUCACAGAGAACACUGUCGAUGAUCUGGCCAGGAAUGGAGCACAUUCCUCUGUCCCAAGUGUUCCCAGAAGGCACAAUUCUGAUGACCUCUCCAGUGAUAUUUUCAACUAUGAAGAAUACUGCACUGCCGAGGCCGUCACUGGGCCUUGCCGCGCAUCCCUCCUACGCUGGUACUUUAAUGCCGAGAAGAACUCUUGUGAUAACUUCAUCUACGGAGGAUGCCAGGGCAACAAAAACAGCUAUCUCUCCAAGGAGGAGUGCAUGCACCGCUGCUUCAGCAAGCAGUUGUAUCCUGCCCUGCCCCGCGGCACUAAAGUGGUGCUCCUGGCAGGGCUGUUCUUGAUGGUCCUGAUCCUCUUGCUGGGAGCCUCCAUGGUCUGCCUGAUCAGGGUGGCGCGGAGGAACCAGGAGCGCGCCCUCCAAACCGUCUGGAGCUCUGGGGACGACAAAGAACACCUGGUGAAGAACACUUACGUCCUGUGAAUGCCCCGUUGCCAAGGGGCUGCCCUCCUCAACAGCCUGUUAAUGAGAGAAUCUGGGAAGGGAGGGGAAACAAGUGUCGAAUGCCUGUGUGCUUUUUCAAAUAGAGUGAUUGAUCUGUAUUCGUGCGAUCAUUAGGGAUUUUGGUCUCUUUGUUACUCUAGAAGGUAAGAGGGCUGCUCCUUGGUCUCCCGGGAUGGGUUUGUUUUGGAAAUCCUCUUAGUGAAGGGCUGUGCACAUUGCAGAUGGUGUGCCCCGAGAUCAGAGUCGGUUCCUUUUCCAUUUCUUUCUUUGCUCCAGGUAUAAUUUUCUUUGAAUCCUAUUGCCUCUCCCAUCACAAAAGUGAUGUUUUAAUAGUUUCCUUUGGUUGUUUUUUUUGUUUGUUUUUUUAAAGUAAGCAGAAACACAAGAUUUUUUAUUAGGAUUCUGAAAGGAAAAAAGUGAAACGUACACAUUUAAUAAAAAGGGCCUUCCUUUUUAAAAUAAAUUUUAGCAUGUG